Molecule: messenger RNA, 2124 nt
Organism: Drosophila sechellia
Lineage: Eukaryota; Metazoa; Arthropoda; Insecta; Diptera; Drosophilidae
Gene: Xbp1
Product: X box binding protein 1
Biological process (GO): regulation of DNA-templated transcription
Cellular component (GO): nucleus
Molecular function (GO): DNA-binding transcription factor activity, RNA polymerase II-specific; RNA polymerase II transcription regulatory region sequence-specific DNA binding
Source: RefSeq, a predicted model, not a curated record
UCGUUACCCCAACUCUUCUAGAAAAACACGUCAGCUUUUCACAGCCAUUCGGAAAAGAACACGUCAGCAGAAAGGAAAACUGGUCGUUCGAUAUUGCAAAGGUGGAUGAGAAAAUUGCGUGAGACGGAGCCAGAAAAGCCCGAGUCGGCGGCGAUGAAGAGAUUCAAACCAGCAGAGCGUCCGAGAAGCGCAGUCGAAGUUCAUGAGACGACCUAAAACAAGCAAAAGUUAAAAUACGCUUUUACGAUGCAAAUCUGAGUGGAAAGUCGCUUUUCACAAUUGCACACAGCACACAGCAGUUUAUCAUUUAGCCCCGAACCAGUUAAAUAUGGCACCCACAGCAAAUACAGUGCUAAUUACCGUGCCGCGGACAGCAAUCACAUCGAAUAAUUUGCCCAAACUGCGUCCCGCCCCCCUUACAACAGCUCUGCUGAAGGCGGCGGCCACGCCCUCCGCCUCGCCCACGCCCUCGAGUUCGGGAUACGCAUCCUCGUCGAACAUGGACGAGGAUAACAUGGGUGCAUCCCAGCCCAAGGCCAAGAAGCGUCGCCUGGACCAUCUAACCUGGGAGGAGAAAGUGCAAAGAAAGAAGCUAAAGAACCGUGUGGCCGCACAGACAUCGCGUGACCGAAAGAAGGCACGCAUGGAGGAGAUGGACUACGAGAUCAAGGAGCUGACAGACAGAACGGAAAUACUACAGAACAAGUGCGAUAGCCUGCAGGCCAUCAACGAGUCACUGCUGGCCAAGAACCACAAGCUGGACUCUGAGCUGGAUCUGCUCCGCCAAGAACUCGACGAACUAAAGAAGCAACAGCAGCACAACACCAGAUGCAUCAGCCAAUCCAACGCCAGCGCAGGCGCUGAGGGCUGUGCGUCCACCAACCUUGGAUGCAGCAUCCAAAGCUGACCCUCUGCCGCAGGGUAUACAACAGGUGGACACACAGUCGUCAGUGCGUCUACUGGCGGAGCAGCUGAAGAGCAGCAAGAGCCUGGCCUCACUCUGGAAAGUUGUGGCCCUCUGCCUACUCUACAAGACAUGCUUGGGGUCGACGAAGAGUUCGACGUCAAGCGCCUCGAAGAGCUGGCCGAAAGUUUGCUCGCAGAUAUCACAGCAGACCUGGAAACAGGCGCUGGAGCGAGCAGCCCAGCUGCUGCCCAAGAUGCAGGCAACGCAGAGCGAUUGCUUGGACCAAUGGUGGGGUCCGCAGCAGAGCGCCUGGAAUCCGACGGGCAUAGAGCUAAUGGCCUGAAGAUUAAGCAGGAACAGCAAACCGAGCAUAGCCUAAAUGUGCAGGUGUUGGAGAUAAAUGGAAACCCACAGAAUACAAUAGCAGCGCCAGCCUCGAGAACAGCCACAACCACAGCGACAGCGGCCGCCUCUCAACUACAAGCCACUCCGGACACAGUGUACGGCACUUACGAUGCCAAGACGAACUCGAUCACCAUCGUGAUGGACGGGGAUGCGGUGCCGGUGAACGAGGCCGUCGAGGAGAUCUACUGUGACGGCGUCAGCGCUGGCGACGACUCAACGGACGUGAUCAUGAAGUGUCCGCCGCCAGCGACGUCUCCGUCACAGGUCUACCUCAACGUGAUGAACGCCACCGCCGAUUCGGACGACGAGGAAUGUUAUGAUCCCAUCGACCGAUUCCUACGUCCGCGCGUCAAGGCGAUCUGCCCGUUGGCCAAAUCCCCCUCACUGUCCCUACACUCGGCCACCUCGGACCAUGGAUACGAGUCCAUACUGGGCUCCCCCACGUCCGUGGCUCUCACUCUGCCCGCAGAUGAGGAUGAUUUCCCCUGGGAGAGCAACUUCGAUGAGCUGUUCCCCAGUUUAAUCUGAGUUUUCCAAGCUGAAAACUUCGUUCUGUCUCUCUUAUAUUGUUAAGUUUGCCCGGCAGCCGUUUGUUUAAGUGUUUUAGUUGAUAGGCUGUAUAUACAUUUUUAAUCGAAGGCUUUAUAUAUGAUACUGUAGUUAGAGCGCUAAGUUUAGCUGUAGGUUUCCAUUUAUAUUUAACAAUCUCUAACCACUUAGGCUUUUGAUUACUUAUAUGUAUUGUGCUCAAAGAAUUUGCAAAAACAUUUGAAAAAAAAAAUAUUCAAAAUAUAAACCAAACCAGACAACAA